Messenger RNA from Gossypium raimondii (Peruvian cotton), 1423 nucleotides. RefSeq names its product acyl-CoA-binding domain-containing protein 3. NCBI's taxonomy places the organism in Eukaryota, Viridiplantae, Streptophyta, Magnoliopsida, Malvales, Malvaceae. Gene Ontology annotation, molecular function: fatty-acyl-CoA binding. The transcript is spliced from 5 exons. Bases 105 to 1010 code for a protein of 301 amino acids. The record is from RefSeq and is a predicted model, not a curated record. Gene Ontology annotation, biological process: fatty acid metabolic process.
ACACUUUUGCCUUAUAAUAUCACUAUAUAUACUUUGCUCUCCUUCUCAACUUCCCACUUCCACCAAUCCCUUCUCUUCUCUUGUUUUUCUUUCUUUGGGUAGCCAUGGAAAUUUUUCUUGAAUUCUUGUUUACUAUUUCUUUUUCUUUUGUUAUUUCCUUCCUUCUGGCUAAGCUUCUUUCCUUUUCUUCUAUCAUUGAUCAACAUCUAGAGAUCGUGUCGAGAUUAUAUGCGGAAGUCAAAACUGAAUCAGUAAAACAUGAAGUUGAAGAAGUUGAUGCUUUAUGUGAAUCCGUGGAAGAAAUUGGUACCCAUGAAGAGUCUUCGAAUGGUAGUGAAGAAUUAAUUAGAGAAACAGAGGGAACUGUUGAAGGAAUUAGUUCACCUGAAGAGAAUUUUGUUAGUGAAACCACUGAGAUUGAACUAGCUAAAGAGGAUGAAGAAGGGAUUGAGGAUUUGAUGUGUGAUAAAGAGAAUGGAGGAGGUUGCUUAUUGGAGGGGUCAUCAUCAUCAUCAUCAUCUGAUGAUGAUUGGGAGGGUAUUGAACGAACCGAAUUGGAGAAAGAUUUUGGUGCAGCGGUGAGUUUUUUGGUGCAAAAAAGUAAUGCUGAUCAAGAUUUGAAACUUGGCAAUGAUUUAAAGAUGCAAUUGUAUGGACUUCACAAGAUUGCCACUCAAGGGCCUUGCCACGAGCCUCAGCCGAUGCCAUUCAAGUUAUCUGCUCGUGCAAAGUGGAAUGCCUGGAAAAAACUUGGUAAUAUGAGUCUAGAAGCAGCUAUGGAGUUGUAUAUCACCCUAGUUUCAAGAAGCAUCCCUGGGUGGAUGCAACCUGACGUUUGUGGGGAUGGUAAACAGGAUUAUGUAGAUGCCAAAGCCUCUAGCAAGCCACCUUUGGAUGUCAAAACAAUCGCAGUAAACCAAGCUAUAGAUGUGGAUUACAGGACUUCUAAUGAGUUAAUGACUAACAUUGAAAAUAUUGACUGGAUGAAACCUGCUGUCUAUACUCCAUGAAUAAGUUAUGUGAUUUGAGCUGCACUCAGCACGAAAUCCAGAGGAUCGUUUUUUUGUUGCCAGUUUGAUAUUCAUCAACGUGCUUUGAAUCAUCUCAAAAAUCUCAGUUACAUCUACAAACAACAAUGGAUAAGGAGGAGUUUGGAUCAAGAUUAUUAGGAGCUUCUUAGUUAUAUAUAUAUAUAAAGUAUAUAUUAGACUGUUGAUAAAGACUAAAAGAACUAACAAAUUUGUCAAAUAACAUAGACCCUCAUUCUUGAUUCCCAUUUAGGGCAGAUUUUUGUCAUUCAUUGGUUCAUUCUUUUCUCUCAAUACAUAUUUGCAUUUGUACAGCUUUCAGCUUUGUGAUUUUUGGUUUGAGGGGAUUGUGAAGCCUUUUCCAUGAUUCUUAAUGGAAUUGUUCUCUUAUAUUA